Messenger RNA from Thalassophryne amazonica, 1011 nucleotides. It is a transcript of the gene mrps10, whose product is annotated as mitochondrial ribosomal protein S10. Gene Ontology annotation, molecular function: structural constituent of ribosome. The record is from RefSeq and is a predicted model, not a curated record. Gene Ontology annotation, cellular component: mitochondrial small ribosomal subunit; mitochondrion; ribosome. Lineage: Eukaryota; Metazoa; Chordata; Actinopteri; Batrachoidiformes; Batrachoididae. Bases 25 to 633 code for a protein of 202 amino acids. The transcript has 7 exons. Gene Ontology annotation, biological process: translation.
ACCGAUUCCUCUGGUUAAAAAAAAAUGUCGACCUCCACAAUGAUCAGUCGUGGUGUGUUUUCUGUUGCAAGGAUGCGUUCAGGAAUCUAUUUGGGAUUGAGAGCUUUGGGCGCCUAUCCGGGUCAUAGGAAAUGUAUUACAAUCAGGUCGCAGCUCCUGUCGGCACCAUGUGCACCAUUCCAUACUGCAACAGUGUUCUCCUCAACGCCGUCAAUCACAGUCACAGAAGAGCCAGACACAUUAUUCCAGAAGGUGUCUGUGUUGGUCAAAGGUCACGAUAAGGCUGUCUUGAACAGCUAUGAGUUCUUUGCUACCAUGGCAGCUAAAGAGCUGGGCAUCAAAGUCACCAAAGUUUAUGAACCAUCCAGGGUCAUUGAGCGGUUUACACUUUUGAAGUCGGUCCACAUUUUCAAGAAGCACAGGGUUCAGUAUGAGAUGAGAACACACUACCGAUGCAUUGAGUUGUCACAUUUAACUGGCUCAACAACACAGGUGUACCUGGAGUACAUCCAGAGAAAUCUCCCUGAAGGUGUUGCUAUGGAGGUAACAAAGACUGCAAUGGAGAAGGUUCCAGAACACAUCCUUGAACCCAUGUGGAAGGACCAUCCCAUUGCUGAUACACCUGGCCAGUGAAUGCAGGAGUGAAUUGACGUCUUCUCCGAUUUCUAUCGAUAAGGUGGUUUUGAUGAAAGCGCAGAGAAACAUUGAAGGUUGGUUCUGAUGAACAUCUGCACUGUUCAGAAGUAGUCUUCAAUGUGAAUUCAAACUGUAAAGUCUUCAGCUGGAAAAUUUGUACCCAUUUUGUUUGCACGUGUUGUGAAAAGUGGAUAUACAUUCUGGUCAUCUCUUCUGUGGUGAAAUGUGAUACUCCAUCAUACGGUUCUCAAAUAAAUUCAGAAUUUUAGAUUUCUUGUGCAGUUAUUUUGAUCUAAAUUAAAUUUUAGCUUGUUUGUUGGCCAAUGUCUGCAGUUGCUUAAUUGUAUGAACAUAAAGUCGAACACAAGACCAGCA